UUAUGUUUAUUGUCCUGUUCAAAUCCAAGCUCUUUCACACAGAAUUGUACAAGCAAAGUUUGAGUAACUAAUCUUGGGGUCAUAUUCCAAUGUGGCUCCCAUUAAAGCAUUUCAAAGAGUGCUAGAUUCAGGCUCACAUAUGUUACAGCAACAGGCUAUACUCUAGGGAAAGAACAAAACAGCUUGAUAAAAACUGUUUCCUUUUAAGCAUAUUUAGACAAAUAUCUAUCCUGUAUUCUCUUUGCCAUCUAGAUUGGAGCCAUGGCUUUGGAACAGAACCAGUCAACAGAUUAUUAUUAUGAGGAAAAUGAAAUGAAUGGCACUUAUGACUACAGUCAAUAUGAACUGAUCUGUAUCAAAGAAGAUGUCAGAGAAUUUGCAAAAGUUUUCCUCCCUGUAUUCCUCACAAUAGUUUUCGUCAUUGGACUUGCAGGCAAUUCCAUGGUAGUGGCAAUUUAUGCCUAUUACAAGAAACAGAGAACCAAAACAGAUGUGUACAUCCUGAAUUUGGCUGUAGCAGAUUUACUCCUUCUAUUCACUCUGCCUUUUUGGGCUGUUAAUGCAGUUCAUGGGUGGGUUUUAGGGAAAAUAAUGUGCAAAAUAACUUCAGCCUUGUACACACUAAACUUUGUCUCUGGAAUGCAGUUUCUGGCUUGUAUCAGCAUAGACAGAUAUGUGGCAGUAACUAAAGUCCCCAGCCAAUCAGGAGUGGGAAAACCAUGCUGGAUCAUCUGUUUCUGUGUCUGGAUGGCUGCCAUCUUGCUGAGCAUACCCCAGCUGGUUUUUUAUACAGUAAAUGACAAUGCUAGGUGCAUUCCCAUUUUCCCCCGCUACCUAGGAACAUCAAUGAAAGCAUUGAUUCAAAUGCUAGAGAUCUGCAUUGGAUUUGUAGUACCCUUUCUUAUUAUGGGGGUGUGCUACUUUAUCACAGCAAGGACACUCAUGAAGAUGCCAAACAUUAAAAUAUCUCGACCCCUAAAAGUUCUGCUCACAGUCGUUAUAGUUUUCAUUGUCACUCAACUGCCUUAUAACAUUGUCAAGUUCUGCCGAGCCAUAGACAUCAUCUACUCCCUGAUCACCAGCUGCAACAUGAGCAAACGCAUGGACAUCGCCAUCCAAGUCACAGAAAGCAUCGCACUCUUUCACAGCUGCCUCAACCCAAUCCUUUAUGUUUUUAUGGGAGCAUCUUUCAAAAACUACGUUAUGAAAGUGGCCAAGAAAUAUGGGUCCUGGAGAAGACAGAGACAAAGUGUGGAGGAGUUUCCUUUUGAUUCUGAGGGUCCUACAGAGCCAACCAGUACUUUUAGCAUUUAAAGGUAAAACUGCUCUGCCUUUUGCUUGGAUACAUAUGAAUGAUGCUUUCCCCUCAAAUAAAACAUCUGCAUUAUUCUGAAACUCAAAUCUCAGACGCCGUGGUUGCAACUUAUAAUAAAGAAUGGGUUGGGGGAAGGGGGAGAAAUAAAAGCCAAGAAGAGGAAACAAGAUAAUAAAUGUACAAAACAUGAAAAUUAAAAUGAACAAUAUAGGAAAAUAAUUGUAACAGGCAUAAGUGAAUAACACUCUGCUGUAACGAAGAAGAGCUUUGUGGUGAUAAUUUUGUAUCUUGGUUGCAGUGGUGCUUAUACAAAUCUACACAAGUGAUAAAAUGACACAGAACUAUAUACACACAUUGUACCAAUUUCAAUUUCCUGGUUUUGACAUUAUAGUAUAAUUAUGUAAGAUGGAACCAUUGGGGAAAACUGGGUGAAGGGUACCCAGGACCACUCUGUACCAUCUUUGUAACUUCCUGUGAAUUUAUAAUAAUUUCAAAAUAAAACAAGUUAAAAAAAAACCCACUAUGCUAUAAGUUAGGCCAUCUAAAACAGAUUAUUAAAGAGGUUCAUGUUAAAAGGCAUUUAUAAUUAUUUUUAAUUAUCUAAGUUUUAAUACAAGAACGAUUUCCCUGCAUAAUUUUAGUACUUGAAUAAGUAUGCAGCAGAACUCCAACUAUCUUUUUUCCUGUUUUUUUUAAAUUUGUAAGUAAUUUUAUAAAAUCCACCUCCUCCAAAAAAGCAAUAAAAAAAAAACAAACUAUAAUAAGCUUUUCUGAUUCUUUUCAAAACAUUCCUGGUAAGUUCCUAAAGACAUAAUUUGCUUCUAUGAUGUCAACUUUCUUACUAAUAACUGGUUAUCAUGACAAAUGUUAGGUUUAUCAUAUAUAGUCUAGGUGUAAUCCUCAGACUAUCAUUUUCAUCUGGGUUCCAAUUUCUUAACUUCCUAAAGAAUUCAUCUGUUUAUACAAGUCUACCACUGCCGAUUGACUAAAAAAUACAUUAUCCCAUGCAUAAAAUGUCCUAUUUUCAUUUAAACACUUUAUUUUUGAGUAAUAAAAAUAUGUACCACAAUAAAUUAUUGUUAAUUAACAUGUACAGCUUAUCUUUUUUAAAAAAAUUUGCUGUAAAUUAUUAUAAUCCAUGUAAUAUGCUCCUACUAAAAUUAAAUUUUGCUAGCAAUUACAUUGGUCAAAAA
Molecule: messenger RNA, 2508 nt
Organism: Homo sapiens (human)
Lineage: Eukaryota; Metazoa; Chordata; Mammalia; Primates; Hominidae
Gene: ACKR4
Product: atypical chemokine receptor 4
Exons: 1
Coding region: 262-1314 (350 amino acids)
Biological process (GO): chemotaxis; chemokine-mediated signaling pathway; vesicle-mediated transport
Cellular component (GO): plasma membrane; early endosome; recycling endosome
Molecular function (GO): G protein-coupled receptor activity; chemokine binding; chemokine receptor activity
Source: RefSeq, marked reviewed